Messenger RNA from Chara braunii, 1966 nucleotides. The record is from the annotation of a GenBank genome assembly. NCBI's taxonomy places the organism in Eukaryota, Viridiplantae, Streptophyta, Charophyceae, Charales, Characeae.
UCCCUUUCCUGAUUCCCCACCCGCACCUGUCCCAUCAGACAUCCAAACCCUCCUCGAUCGGUUUCCGAAAGUCCUGGCCGAGCCACGUGGAGUCCCCACGCGACCGGUCCGACACACCAUCGAGUUGGUCGAGAGUGUUGUUCCUCCAAAGGGCUGCGUGUACCGUAUGGGACCCGGCGAGUUGGAGGAACUUCGACAACAGAUCGAUGAGAUGAUUGACAAAGGGUGGAUCAAACCUAGUGAAUCCGAAUUUGGUGCUCCUGUGCUGUUUGUGCCAAAGAAAGGAGGCAAACUCCGCAUGUGUAUUGACUACCGCGGUCUAAACCACAUCACAAGAAAGAAUGCUUAUCCAUUGCCUCAUAUAGAUGACUUGCUUGAUGCCGCAGGCGGGUGCAAAGUCUUCUCCAAGAUCGAUCUCAAGUCUGGCUACCACCAGAUUGAAGUCGAUCCUGCGGACCAGCACAAGACUACGUUCAAUACACGCGACGGGCUUUAUGAGUUCACCGUAAUGCCCUUCGGUCUUACGAACGCACCCGCCACUUUCCAAAGCCUCAUGGACAAGGUCCUCCGCGAACAGAUUGGCCAGUUUGUGGUAGUGUACCUGGAUGAUAUUCUGAUCUUCAGCAAGUCCAUGGAGGAACACCUCAAGCAUCUUGAGGAGGUGCUCGUUAUUCUCAAAAAGACACAACUCCAUCUCAACUUGGAGAAAUUUGAGUUUGGGAAGGAUAGCGUCAUCUAUCUUGGGCAUCGGUUGUUUGCUGCAGACCUAGAGCCUAAGGCAACCAAGAUUGAGGUCAUACGCGAUUGGCCUCAGCCUGCGAACAUUCGCGAAUUGCGUUCUUUCCUUGGUCUCGCGUCCUACUAUCGAAAGUUUGUGCCCCGCUUCUCUAUUAUUGCUCGUCCAUUGUCGCGACUAACCAGUAAAAAUGUGCCUUAUUCCUGGGAUGCCGCGUGUACGGAAGCCUUUCGAGCUCUCAAGGAAGCCUUGGUAAGUUACCCGGUACUCUGCAUUGCAGAUCCCAAACUGACAUUCGUAGUUACCACGGAUGCAAGUCAGUAUGGAAUUGGUGCAGUGCUGCAACAAGAUGACGGCGAUGGCCUGCGGCCACUCGAGUACUACAGCAAACGAAUGCCCAGCGUAAAGGUAGCCACCUCCACCUACAUGCGCGAGCUCUAUGCUUUGCGUAUGGCGUUGGAUCACAAGAAACAUUAUCUUUUGGGACGCCACUUCAAAGUCUUCUCAGAUCAUGAGACCUUGAAGUGGAUCAAACAGCAAACUACCCUGUCCCCUACCUUGCUUCGCUGGUUCCAUGAGAUUGACAUCUUCGAUUUUGAAUUAAGACACAAAAAGGGUUGUUACAAUCGAGUCGCUGACGCAUUGUCUCGCCACCCUGAGUACACGACUUGCCUUGUGAAAUCCUACGACCUCCGGAAGAAACUGAAAGAGGAGCUCGUAGAGCAGACAGCCAAGGAUCAAGAACUUAGUUCCAUCCUUGAGCAGGUGCAGACUGAUCCUAGUAGUCAGCCUGAUUUCCACGAGUAUGGAGGACUGAUUUUUCGUCGCUACGGGAACCAUGACCGUUUGUGUGUGCCCAACCAUAAGCCUCUCCGCACACACUUUCUGGACUUGGCUCAUGGCCGGAGCGGGCAUUUCGGUAUGGCAAAGACGUACGCUAAUUUGCUGAGACAGUUUGAUUGGCCUGGCGUGAAAGGGACUGCUGAGAAAUUUAUGGUUGAAUGUCAAGUCUGUCAACGGAUCAAACCAUGCAGACAAAAGCCCAUGGGGCUACUCACACCCCUACCCAUUCCUGAUGGUCCCGGGAGUCUGUCUCCAUCGAUUUCACUGAUAUGGGUAAGGUAAGCAAAAACGGGUAUUCACAAGUCAUGGUGAUUGUUGACCGAUUUUCAAAAUUUCUUAAUCUGAUCCCUUUGUCGCCCCACGCCCCAACAAAUCUAGUGAUUCGCG